Penaeus chinensis is the source of this 1437-nucleotide messenger RNA. RefSeq names its product brother of CDO-like. Gene Ontology annotation, cellular component: neuron projection membrane. The transcript is spliced from 7 exons. Gene Ontology annotation, biological process: synapse organization. NCBI's taxonomy places the organism in Eukaryota, Metazoa, Arthropoda, Malacostraca, Decapoda, Penaeidae. The record is from RefSeq and is a predicted model, not a curated record. The coding region runs from base 464 to 1297 and encodes 277 amino acids.
GGAGAAGUGACAGUGGACACAGACACGGGACUCUUGUUUAAAACAUAACUAAAGCCUGGAAGACUGUGCGAACCACUGCCAGGCAUAAUAAUUCUGACAGCUAAGGAUACCGUAGAAUCGAAGAGACGAACAACAGUUAACUACUGCUAAGGUGCACUCAGAAAAUCAAGCACCAAAGAAGCUAAUGAUAUAAGUACUCGUAUUCAGUGUUUGAUCAUUCGGAGAUUCAAUUUCAUCUUCGUUCGUGUUCAUAAAGAAUAUAGGAAGUGUUACAAUCGCCUUAAUUAACAUUCCAACUCGAUGAAGUUCCGGGAAGUCCUCGGCUCUGUGAAGAUGACGGCCUGGGUGGCGGCGGCGCUGUGCUGCUGGGACUGGGCCCGCGCAGACUACGACUUCCCCUGGAUGACGGCAGACGGUGCUCCGCCUACCUUCAGGAUCAACACGUCUGAGUACGAAUUCGCGCAUGCCAUCGUCAGGCCAGGCGAGUCCGAGAAGGAGGAGGAUCGAGGGGCCUCGCCUGCUGAGUCGCAAAUGGCAGCGCCUCGUCGUGUCCAGGGGCUCCUCCAUCACGCUCAACUGCUCCGUGGCCGACCCCGGAGACAUUUCGGUAACAUGGACGAGGAAUAAAGAGGUUCUCACCGUUGACAGAUACAGGUUUAGCAGCGACACCCGGCUGAGCCCUCUGCACGAGCCAGGAUCCCGAGAAUACAACCUCAGAUUCUCCAACGUCACGCCGGCAGACUCGGCUGUUUACGAGUGUCACGUUGGGACUCGGCCCGAGCAGAUUGCACGGGUCAAGCUGUCUGUCAUAGAUGCCUACUCGGUGAUCUUCGGGUCGUCGGAGGUGGCGGUGCCGAAGGGCGGAACGCUGUACCUGCUCUGCAUGGUGCUGCAGGUAUUCGACAUCCCCGAGUACAUCAUCUGGUAUAGGAACAGUACCAUACUUGAGUACAACAGGAUGACUAUUUCGGUCGUGACGGAGGAAGAGACGCGCUCCAGCGAACUCCGGAUCCGCAACAUAACGUACGCGGACGCCGGAAGGUACACGUGCCAGCCCUCGAACGCGUCGCCGGCGCACGUCCAGGUGGAGGUGUUUCAUGACACAAAGAACAAAUCUGGAAAGGCGCAGAAGUGUGACGACUGCGUGCUGUUCCUGCAGCUGGGGGCGACCUUCGCCUUCUUCACCGUCAGUUUCAUCGUGGCCUUCUGCGUGCACGGCCGCCGCAGAGGCCCUUGCAAUGACCAUCACCUCUCGCAGGAUCGCUACGUCCCUCCCGAUAUUGACAAAACGCUCUAAAGCUGAGACGUGUUUUCCAUACUUCUGGCAAGUUCUUGUGUUUCAAAUUUCAAACCGUUUUCUCUUUUGGAAACCAUCCCAAUUCUAGUGAUCAUUGCUGUCCACCUGUUUUGAUACUUGUUGAGCCCAAUAAAAAAAAA